Molecule: messenger RNA, 1140 nt
Organism: Aspergillus calidoustus
Lineage: Eukaryota; Fungi; Ascomycota; Eurotiomycetes; Eurotiales; Aspergillaceae
Source: the annotation of a GenBank genome assembly
AUGAAGCUCACAAAAGCAAUCGUGGCGUUGGAGCCGAUGCAACCCCUACAUACAAACUGGUCGCUCCAGGAUGUGAGCGUUGGUGAUCCUGGUGAGGGUGAAGUUCUGGUAGAGAUAUGCGCGACAGGGAUAUGCCACACUGAUAUUCUGCUAUCAGCCGUGCCUGCUGGUACCUUUGGAAUUUCUUAUCCAAAAGUUGUUGGGCAUGAAGGUUCCGGAAUUGUGCGGGCCAUUGGCCCAAACACCAAAAACAUCAGCGUUGACGAUCCGGUCUUGAUGUCAUAUCACUCAUGCUCUUCAUGCAAUCAGUGCUGCAACUCACAUCCUGCGUACUGUGAUUCCUUUGCUGUUGAGAAUUAUGUUGAUCAAUCAACUUCAAUGACUCUCAGCCGAACAGGGGAGGCGAUACACUCAAGAUUUUUCGGUCAGUCUAGCUUUUCACGCUAUAGUGUCGUCAGCGAAAAAAGCAUUGUGAAUGUUAGAGGAUUGCUUCAAGAUGAGACGGAGCUCAAACUCUUCGCACCGUUGGGGUGUGGAUUCCAAACUGGGAUGGGCGCUGUUUGCAACACUUCGAACGCUGGACCUAGUGAUUCUGUGAUGAUUAUUGGCCUCGGCGCUGUUGGGAUGGGAGCACUCAUGGCAGCGAAGAUUCGGAACUGUGCCAUGAUCAUUGCGGUCGACAGGGUUGACUCUCGGCUUCAGGAAGCCACUGCUUUUGGAGCAAAUCACACUAUCAAUACAGCCACCCUGGGGUCCAGAGCGCUUAGUGACGCCGUUCAAAGUUUGACUCCUGGUGGGCCAUCGAUAGUAAUCGAUACAGCAGGUGCGCCUGCCGUUCUCGAGGAAGCACUUGAAUCUAUGCAACAACGUGGUAAACUUGUGCUUAUUGGCGUCCCUCCCCUGGGAUACAAGCUACCUUUAAACGUGAUAACACAUAUAAAUAAGGGUCAUUUGAUCAUUGGUUGCAUUGAAGGGGAUUGUAUCCCGUCCAAGUCUAUUCCGCAAAUGAUCACAUGGUACCGAGAAGGCCUAUUUCCAAUCGAUAAAUUAGUUCAGUACUACAAGAUCACAGAUUACGAAGAAGCGGUUGCGCAACUCAAGAAGGGAGCAGUGGUGAAGCCGGUUUUGACGUGGGAAUAG